Molecule: messenger RNA, 3941 nt
Organism: Melanotaenia boesemani (Boeseman's rainbowfish)
Lineage: Eukaryota; Metazoa; Chordata; Actinopteri; Atheriniformes; Melanotaeniidae
Exons: 10
Coding region: 1-3771 (1256 amino acids)
Source: RefSeq, a predicted model, not a curated record
AUGGAGCGAAUUUCUGAGUGUCCUCUGACCCCCUUGCACGGUAUUACUGUCCGCAAAUAUGAUAUAUUUGGAAAAAUGAUUCCCUGCAAGUGUGGAUAUCAUGAGUCAGCAGAAAAGGCAGGGACAGAAGCUGCCAGUUCAGGACAGCUGAGUGCCCCACAGGCCAGUGCAGCAGCUGGAAGAGCGCUAGAUCCACAGACAAGCACAGGUGCAGCAGCAGGAUCAGCUGGAAGAGCGCUAGAUCCACAGACAAGCACAGGUGCAGCAGCAGGAUCAGCUGGAAGAGCGCUAGAUCCACAGACAAGCACAGGUGCAGCAGCAGGAUCAGCUGGAAGAGCACUAGAUCCACAGACAAGCACAGGUGCAGCAGCUGAAAAAGCUACAGGUUCACAAGGCAGUGCAGGUGCAGGUCAGAAAACUCCAGUUCUGUUCAGGAUUAGUGAGACGAAGUCUGUCACGUGCUCUCUGUGUAGCUUGGAGGUGAUAAGUGAGGAAUACACUCAGCACCUGUCAGACUACCAUGUCCAGGAGCAAUGUGAGAAGUGUGGUGCAAAGGCCUGGGGGACUGUUGGAUUGUUACAGCACAUAGAGAGUGCUCAUCUUAUGAGCUAUCAAACAAAUGUCUCAGAUGUUCCCACUCCAAUUUCUCCAACAGCCCAAGAGACAUCACCGGCACCUCAGCGACACAGUGGUCCACCAGUUAUUCCUCCGCCUGCUCCUACCAUAGUCCAAGAGACAUCACCGGCACCUCAGCGACACAGUGGUCCACCAGUUAUUCCUCCGCCUGCUCCUACCAUAGUCCAAGAGACAUCACCGGCACCUCAGCGACACAGUGGUCCACCAGUUAUUCCUCCUCCUGCUCCUACCAUAGUCCAAGAGACAUCACCAGUACAACAACAGCUCUCGCUGCGGCCCCCAGAGGUGAACUGGAUCACAAAAAAACUGGCAGGUGGCAUUGAGAACACAGCCACAUGGAUGACCAAUAUUGGCAACGAAUUUGGCCAAGUUCUGAACUCUGUGCUGACCACUGGUGAGGGGUCUGGCCUUGAUGACCUGUGUCAAGGCAUUGUUCAGAGAUACAGGGAUGCUGGUGAACCAGAGCCAGAUGCCAUUUAUGUGGACAGAGAUUGCUGCAGUGAGACAGGUGUGAGUCCAGUUCUAUAUUGGUUUCGUCCUUGGACGUCCAAAGUGAGACUGGAUGUGUUUCAUUUCAUGAGGCGCUUCACCCGUGGCCUUAUCACUGAGCACCAUCCGCUGUAUGGCACGUUCUGCUCCAAGCUGUCCAGCUGCAUAUUUGAAUGGGACAGAAGUGACAUUCAGCGCCUCAAACAGGCUAAGAGGGAGCAGCUAAUCAAGAAAAAUCCGGGUCACACACCCAGUGACAAUCAGGUCUUAUCCAGCAUCACAUCGAGUGAACUAGCCAAGCACUGUCGUAGGAGAACCCGAGGGGUUGAGGAGACCCGUGCCCUCAUUCAGCAACUGCUGGACUCCAUGUGGGAACUGACAGACACAACAGGUUUACCUUUAAUAAAUCAAGAGAGCAUGUCUCAUGUGUGGGAGAUACAGCAGAAGCACUUGCCCUGCAUUCAGGACCCACCUGGUGUACAGCUGUACACAAACACCGGAACUGGGUUGGAGAAGGGAGACAAAGAACUUGAUGUCCUGAGAUGUGGUAGAGGGUCCUCCUCUCUCGAGAGUUUUCAUAAGCACCAGUGUAGUUUUAUUCCAGGGUGGCGGUGUAAUGCUUUACACACUCAGAUGUACAUGCUUGAGGGGGUGUCCAGAUGGAACAUCAAUAGAUCUCAGCAAGCUCUCAACAUGAACAGGACAUCUCAAACAAAAAUCUAUGAUGUACGUCUGAUGUCCAAUGUAAACACACUGAGCAACAGAGUCCUGGGAAGUGCGCUUUUGCCAGAAUUUAUACCCCCAGGGAAACCUACCGGUGAGCGCAUUGCUGUGGAAUAUUUGCUGGCACAAUCUAACAGGGGAGAUCUGCUGAGUGGGCAGAAUGAAAUCAUUAUGCCAGAGAUGUUAGAGGAAGUCCAGCAGGAUGAAGAUCCUGAUGCCACAAUACCUCGGGCUACUGACAUCACAUUCCAGUCUUCAUCACAGGAAUCUACACUUGUCAGUGAUGUUUCUUCCAGUCCAGUCAGCUCCCCAUUUGAGGAAAGCCUGCCUAUGACAACUCCAGAAAAGACUCCGGAUAGUCGAUGUGAUCCUAGAGGAAUUCCUGGAUGGGAGGCAGUUGACGACCUGGCAGGGUACCUUGUUAAUCUCAACCGUACAAUAACAGCUCUGUCCAAUGCUGAAAAAACAGAGAUAUUAAGGUUGUACUCUUGCCUGGAUGCGACUGACAAGUCUCCAACCAAAUACUCUCUGAAAACCAAAAAGACGACCUUGACCGGGCCAUGGAGAGCUUCGAGGAAGCGCAGUGGCUCUGCUCCAGGCCAGCAAGCAGCAGAGAGAUUGUUCAUGGUUCAUGGCCAGGCUGCCCAUAGACCUGAUUUUAACAGGAUUUCAGAGUGUGUUGCACUCAGACUCUACAAAGAGUUCAAGGAAGCCAGAAACAGGCCAAAGGACAAUAAAGGCAAAACAUUUGCAAUCCCGCAGUCUAUUGUCAUGGCCUAUAGUCAUAUUAAACAGCUGAUUGAGGACUGCAAAGAAAUACUGGACAACAGCAACCUGGUUCUAGUAACAAUUAACAAUACAACAGUGUCCUCCUGGUUGCAGGAUCGGCAGAAGAGAAUGGACCGUGAUUCUUUGCUUCAAGGGGUGCAGCUUCCUCAACAGGUUGAUUUGGCAACGGAAUCCCUCCUGGAAGCCCAGGACCUGCCAUCUGAGCCUGUUCAGCAUGGCCAUAAACCUAUGGAAUUCCCAGAACCUGAAAACCUAGAGGGCGAAGCAAUGAUUCGGCCACGCCGCGGUGGCAGAAAACAGGUUUUAAAAUCCCACAGUGAUACAUCUUAUUCUCAGGACUGGAGCUCCUUCCAGCCACCGUCAGCUCAGGAAUCUCAGGGCUGGUCCUCCUUCCAGCCACCGUCAACUCAGGCAUCUCAGGGCUGGUCCUCGUUCCAGCCACCGUCAGCUGCAACAUCUCAGGGCUGGUCCUCAUUCCAGCCACCGUCAGCUGCAACAUCUCAGGGCUGGUCCUCAUUCCAGCCACCGUCAGCUGCAACAUCUCAGGGCUGGUCCUCAUUCCAGCCACCGUCAGCUGCAACAUCUCAGGGCUGGUCCUCAUUCCAGCCACCGUCAGCUGCAACAUCUCAGGGCUGGUCCUCAUUCCAGCCACCGUCAGCUGCAACAUCUCAGGGCUGGUCCUCAUUCCAGCCACCGUCAGCUGCAACAUCUCAGGGCUGGUCCUCAUUCCAGCCACCGUCAGCUGCAACAUCUCAGGGCUGGUCGUCCUUCCAGCCACCGUCAGCUCCAGCUUCUCAGGGUUGGUUGCCAUCCCAGUUGCCACCAGUGCCAGCAUCACACUCUCAGGGUGAUCAGCCUGAUCAGCAGCCACCUAAUCCAAUUCAGCCAGCCACAGCACAAACUGUCCACAAUCGGUUCAGAGAAUGGCGAUUGCGAAAGGCAGCCGUUGAGGAUCAGGAGCGAGAAAUGAGAGGUGAGACCCCAAAAAAGCGGCAAACUAAAGAGAGUUACCACUAUCAGUGCAAAGUGUGUGGUAAGGCAAAGAGCAAAAUUACUGGCCAUACACAGCUACGGGGAAAAUGGUACUGUCCUUCAUCUGGACAGACCAUCACAGAGUGGAAAAAUUCACUCUGAAACUGUAUGGGCAUAUGUAAAAAAUUUUGUUGAAAUAAUGUAGAUAUUUGUUGUGAUUUAUGUGUGAAAAGUAUUUCUUUUCCUUAAGAGCUAAUACUGUCUUAAGUUUUUAGACAAAAGGAUAUAUUAUUUGCAAGUUGGCAACAUGUGCAAAUAUAAUUCUACAAAGA